Messenger RNA from Cylicocyclus nassatus, 1062 nucleotides. The record is from the annotation of a GenBank genome assembly. NCBI's taxonomy places the organism in Eukaryota, Metazoa, Nematoda, Chromadorea, Rhabditida, Strongylidae.
AUGCCGACCACAAGCACAUAUCCAUAUCCGACACCUGCUGAAUCCAAUCCUCGACAGCUAUUCAAUGCAUCCCAUCUACUGUGUAUCGUCGCCAUAACUAUGAUGUCGCUCACCGCAUUGGCAUCAGCUCAGUCAUAUCAGGCACCUCCGACAACAACUACCCAGACUCCUCGACCUCGAUUGACUCAGAAACCUUUACCAAUCACCUUACCUGAAAGACCUCGGACGGCUCCAAGUUUCUCCACCAGAAUCCCUCCAACUCAAGCUCCCAGCCAGUCCUUUCAUCGAGUGCCUCCAAGACCUCUAGCAACUCCCUCUACACGACUUCCUAUAAGACCUCCGAAUUUGCCCGUCCAAACGGCGACGCUCCAAAUCCAGACGCUUCAACGACCUCUACCCUCAUCACCAAAGUCCACGACUACUGUCUCUCCAAACCUUUCGAAGAAAGCUCGUGAAGUGGAUUCUUAUUAUCGAGAAACGUAUAAUAAUAUUUGUAAUCGGCAGUACCUCAACACCUUGCGAAUUCGCACGUUCAGUACUGUAGAGCCGACAUGGGCAGCAAGAGAACUUCUCCAGAGGAAUGAUGUAGUAGCAACGUUACAGGACAGUGAACUCUUCGUGACACGUUGCAGACCUGUGCACCCACAGAAGAUUUUUGAAGACCACAGGGUGAAUGACACCUGCUACGUGCUUACACCCGUACAAGCUGAUGAUGCUAUAUGGUUCGCUGUACCCGGAACUCAAGAUCUGCUCCCUAUAUCGGCCACUACUCCCUGCCCAUAUUUACCUCAAAGGAGAUCUCAUCAUCUUCAAUACGUAUUGCCCCCAAAUAACCUACAACCGGCUCAUCUGUUCCUCUUCAAUCCUCCUUCGGUUUACUCCCAGAGUCAUGGAUACUUCACACCGUUCGCGCGAUUCUAUCUCCAGCCUUUUGUCGUUCUUGAGCGAAACUCAAGCAGCCAUAGAUCUGGACCGAUGCAACAUAGCAACACUCCCUCACCAUCUCGUGCCCAGACUGGAGGCGCUGGAGGCCAAAUCAAGGACGAUGCUGGAGCAACUUGA